AUGAUACUCGACAACAACAACAACAACAACAACAACAACAACGACAACAACAACAACAACAACAACAACAACAGCAGCGACAGCAGCAAUGGCGUGAAGAGCAGCAGUCGGACGUCCCCUCCAUCACCCUCUUAUCUAGUAUGUUCAAUCCUCCAUGGGGUAUCCAAACAGAAGGCUGAGGGACAGAUCUUCCAACUACCUCCUAUAUUGAGGCCCCCAGCAGUCGCAACUCCAGGGAAGGUAGAUGGUGACUGUGCCCCUUACGCUAGUCUAGUGGUGCCCUCUUUUGCUCGCCAUCCACAGAGGGGCUCCAAUCUUAACGAUAAUUUGCGGAUAUACGAGAAUGGCACUUUCGACUUUGAAGGCACGGAUAAGGCUUCGGGCGUAUCGGGGACAGCGUGCGUUCCUAUAUGUUAUCCCAGUGGAGAGCAGCAGAAGACGGUCUGUGCUGUAUCGAAACACCAACGUGAAGCUCCCUUGUCGCAGCCGGUCCAGUGCUCGCCUGCGGUCCAUGCCUUCAAGACUAUCGACGGUCUGGUGGUCCUCUCUGGGACAGUCGAGGCUCCUCCCGAGCCGACCAUUGUUGGCACCAUCCCAGACCCCGGAAUGAGACCGAGAGAGACGGUGAACAUGCUCAUUCACGCGGCAGGUGUCUGCGCCAGAAUUCAACCGGAUGGCUCCGUCAGAGUUGUUCAUGGCAAUGGUGGUAGAGUCUCGCUCGACGGUGUGAGAUUCAUUGCUGCUGACUGUGACGCCGAUGAGUAUCCACUGCUGGGGAAUAAUCGUCAGAAACUCACUGCGGUUGUUUUGAGGAGGAGUAAGAUGGUCGUGCUGAGUGGCAAAGCUAAAGCCGAUGGAGCGACAGUCCAUAGUAGUGAGGAGAGUAAUACGAGUACCCUUAUUGGGGUGCUGCCUCCUGAAGUGCCCCCACCCCGAAGACUCAUACUACAGCCAGUCUUGUCAUCAGUCUGUGUAGCUGUUACUACUGCUGGUGAUGUUCUCACUACCAGGGUGGGAAGGGGCGCAAGGUUUGUGUCCCUAUCAGGGGUUGUCUGGCCAUAUCCAUACGGUGCUGAUAAUGUGAACACGCAGUCGGUGCCAGUACCGCGCGCCGCAAAGUCGGCACCGCCGCCUCGAAUGCCCGGUCUCAAUGGCAACUUCCGCAAGUUGAUGGAUGAUCAAGAUCUCUUCCAGUGCAUGUACUCGAUGCCGGCCGAGCAUCGAGAGUAUCUUUUCAACAAGGUGAAGGAGAAUCUCGAAAUACUGGUGUUUACCGAGGCCACUGGUCACCAAGCAAAGGACUAUGUGCGCUUCCUCAAGAACCGAGAGCGGAUGAAGAGAAAUCAGACGGUUCAGAGGCAGCACGAGAGACGGAAGCGAGAGUCACCAAUGAGCACUCCGAGUCCGAGUCCGAGUCCGACCCCUAGCCUCAGUCCAACGUGGGUGUAA
Perkinsus marinus ATCC 50983 is the source of this 1449-nucleotide messenger RNA. RefSeq lists its product as hypothetical. The coding region runs from base 1 to 1449 and encodes 482 amino acids. The record is from RefSeq and is a predicted model, not a curated record. The transcript has 5 exons. NCBI's taxonomy places the organism in Eukaryota, Perkinsozoa, Perkinsida, Perkinsidae.